Girardinichthys multiradiatus is the source of this 2605-nucleotide messenger RNA. RefSeq names its product ubiquitin-conjugating enzyme E2, J2 (UBC6 homolog, yeast) (gene ube2j2). The transcript has 8 exons. NCBI's taxonomy places the organism in Eukaryota, Metazoa, Chordata, Actinopteri, Cyprinodontiformes, Goodeidae. The record is from RefSeq and is a predicted model, not a curated record. Bases 159 to 944 code for a protein of 261 amino acids.
GGAAAUGCAACGGUUCGUGCAACGGUUCCUGUUGGUGGUGUUGGCUAAAGCUACGUUGGUGUCAUCGUCUUCUCGGUGUUGAGGCUUGACAACAGCAACAACAAUCUUAAUUUCGUGCCCAGCCACGAACAGAAAUUCUCACUGGAGUUUCUGAAGAGAUGAACAGCACCGGGAAUAAGAGAGCUCCAACGACAGCCACUCAGAGACUUAAACAGGAUUACCUCAGGAUAAAGAAAGACCCAGUGCCUUACAUCUGUGCAGAACCUCUCCCCUCCAACAUCUUAGAAUGGCACUAUGUAGUCAGAGGUCCUGAGAAAACCCCGUAUGAAGGAGGAUAUUAUCACGGAAAACUCAUAUUUCCUCGGGAAUUUCCUUUUAAACCUCCAAGUAUUUAUAUGAUAACACCAAACGGAAGGUUCAAAUGUAACACGAGGUUAUGUUUGUCCAUCACAGACUUCCAUCCAGAUACGUGGAACCCUGCAUGGUCCGUCAGCACCAUCCUUACAGGUUUGCUCAGCUUCAUGGUGGAGAAAGGACCAACACUCGGCAGCAUUGAGACUUCAGACUACACAAAAAGACAGCUGUCGGCCCAAAGCCUGGCGUUUAACCUCAAAGACAAAGUAUUCUGUGAGUUGUUCCCAGAUGUAGUAGAAGAGAUUAAGCAAAAACAGAAAGUCCAAGAAGAGUUAAGCGCCCGCACACAGCCCCUCCCUUUACCAGAUGUGGUGCCUGAUGGAGACCCUCAACAAGCUCAUUACGGCCUCCCAGUCCUCAAUGGAGGACCCGUCCCUGUAGGGGGCGCCAACCCUGCCCCUGGCCUGCAGCAGGCCAAUCGCAACCAUGGACUUCUAGGCGGAGCUUUGGCCAACCUGUUUGUGAUUGUAGGUUUUGCUGCGUUCGCCUAUACAGUCAAGUAUGUUUUGAGGAGCAUAGCUCAGGAGUAAGAGGAGGUGCUCUCCUUCCUGCGAGUGAGCCUCCAAAAGACUAAACUUUACACAGUCAAUACCUGGAGGAGGAAUUCUCAGUCCUGAGUUAAAAUCCCUCCACAGCAACGUCUGCCGCCAUGGACCCCGCCAGAAAGAAGCUCAAAGCUCCCCCACCACAGCUGGACUGAGAGCAGGAGUUACGAUGUGGACGGGGUGGGAGCGGCUUUUUUUUUAAAAACAGUUGUUGUGAUCCACUUUUGCUUCAGUGAUUUAUAGAAUUCCUGGGAACAAUCUUGGCUCAUGGGUUAUAAAUGGGCAUAGACAAAAAAAAAAACACCCAAGCAAUGUCCAUCAUCUUAAAUAAGUCCAUAAGUUCUGGUCCUAGCAACUAAGAGGUGGAUUACAACUUUAAUUUAAAUGGUCAACACAACAUUAAUGAUAAAUUCAAUGUGACUAGAAAAAAAGAUUUCCCUUAAAAAUAAAAGCUGUCUCAUCUUUACUGAAAACAUUCUCCAUGUUCCACAAAAAAGGAGCUGCUUCCAUUAGUCAUGCAUUUCCAGCUCUGGCCACCCAACGGCAUAAUUCCAUCACUGGUUGGCUCUGAGUUUCUCUGGCAUACCUAUACCUUGAUCUUGCUGUGCUUACAUGCAAAGAUAGUCGCCACACCUGCUAUUAGUUUACCUCUCCGCAGGGUGUUGACAGAGACGGGGGAGUUACCAAGGAACGUGGCUCACUUUUAGAGACGGAGGGGGGGGUUACCAAGGAACCGCUUACAUAAUUCUUUUUUUUUUUGUUUUUUGCAACUAUUAGUAGAGAAAAACUCUUGUUUUUUUUUUAUCCAAAGUUUAUGCUAAAAAACUAAGAGGAAUGUUAUUGAUACAUUUAUGACCAACAGGUUCUGUAGUAAUCAAUGAGUUCUUACAUAAAUGUGCAGAGUAUCAAAACUGUGGGACCUCUGGGAGUUGUCUGCUUUCACAUCAUAUUUGCUUUGUCUAGUUUUUGCUCCAAUGCUUAUCAUUGGACUUUUAUCAUUGGGUUUAACGAGCAACCCAAUGAAACGAGUGUAUUGAUAACUGUACAUCUUUCUAUUAACAGCAAAACACUCAAGGCUCAUUGGGUUUAAUGUCUUGAUACAUUGUCAAAUUCCAGUAAGAGUCCUCCAGUCAACCCAUGAGCCAAGUGAAAUGUGCACAUAGGAGAGUUUUUUUGAAUCGAUUUAGUUGACCAGUAUACCGCCAGUCUAUCUAGGUCCAAAUAAGGAACCAACAUUAUUUCUGUUAAUCAAAAUUUUCUUUGAUUUUAUAUAUAUAUAUAUUUUUUUUCCCCCUUUUUUUUGUUCUCUUAUUUAUAGAAACUGCCAGCUGAUCAUGCGUUUCCAAAACACUCAGUAAAUAGACAAAGACCCAGGCUGUCAUUAUUUGCUGAUUAACUUUUGAAUUUAGAAUAAAUGGUUCUAUUGUUUAUCUAAAUGUGUUAGCGGAAAAAACGAUGAUUCUCUUCUUUUUCUUUGCACCUUCACAAACAAAGUCAAGUGAAGCUGAUAAUGGGGUGCAUUUGUGUAGUGACAACAAAUGGCCAAAUUUCCAUUGUUCAGUUAACCUUGUGUGAUGUUUUGAUAGUAAAUGCAAAUAAAUCCCUUGCUUGGCAGGGCGUUUAAUAAAUCUCCCUCUGAAUCUGCA